This is a messenger RNA of Neofelis nebulosa (Clouded leopard), 6236 nucleotides long. It is a transcript of the gene TLL2, whose product is annotated as tolloid like 2. Gene Ontology annotation, molecular function: zinc ion binding; metalloendopeptidase activity; calcium ion binding. The transcript has 21 exons. NCBI's taxonomy places the organism in Eukaryota, Metazoa, Chordata, Mammalia, Carnivora, Felidae. Gene Ontology annotation, biological process: proteolysis. The coding region runs from base 1336 to 4410 and encodes 1024 amino acids. The record is from RefSeq and is a predicted model, not a curated record.
GUGAGGUUCUACUGGGUGUGAUGCUGAAAAAUCUUUACACAUUGGUGUGUUUUACUUCUUGAUUAGGCCAAUUUUGCUUGCAUAAAAAGGUCUUUGAAAUGCCUCAUGAUAAUAGUACCUUGUAUGUCUAUAAAUCACAAUGGCUCAGUGGCUCAGUUCUGACAGUUUUUUUACAUUUAAGGUAUAAUGUGGCAUUGGGUUUCAAAUAUCUCUUGAUUAUUCUCCUAAAUUAUUUGGGCAUAUGUUUUUAAUUGGCAAAAAAAUAACCAGACUUGAGGAGUUGGUCAUUUUUAUUCCAUCAAGUUAAUGGUGAGUGGCUUAUUUAAUAAAAACAUGUCAGUAAUUCAACACAAAUAGCACGUACAGCUGUUCAUUUGUCAAUCUUUUGGCCUGUAUGAAGCAUCUUAAACUGUUUUGCUAAAGGAUAGGGUCACCAAGAGGGGAAAUCUGUCAUUUUGAAUAAUUCUUCCCCCAAGGCACCCGUAUCACCAGCCGCUACUGUUAGGUGAGGUGGGGUGCCGCAGCCAGCGCCCGUCAUGGCCGGACGAGGGAUGUUGAAAAAGCUGAGAGAAUCGCAAUCUGUGAUUUUUUCCCCCCCGUCUGAGCUGAAAGCUCCCGGACAGAAGAUUAACUUCAUUCUUACAGAGAAACGAUUGUCCGAAAGCACCCAGCCAGUUGGUAGCGACGCGGACCGCUCACAUCGGGUUCCUGUGCUCUGAGCCUUAACCGCCGCUGCCUGCCUUCGCCCACGUGUGCAUCGGGGAGUUGUAAAGUGAGUUGUGAGGCUAAAACGAGGCGGGAAGUCCAGCCUUGAUCGUCAGAAGCAGCGUUCUCCGGGGCCGGAGGCCGCGGUGGCGUCCGGAGAAGGGCGCCCUCGGCUCGGUGGGAGCUCGGCGGGCCCCGGGCCCUUGCCUUCAGCAUCCUCACCUCGCUCCCCUUCCUCCGAAGUUGCGGAGGUGCCGGGAAGAGGAGGGGCCUCGCCUCGGGCGCCCGAGUGAUUGGCUGCCCGGGGCCCCUGGCGAGGGCUGUGUGGUCCAGCCCGGGUGGAGAGGGGCGGAGCGGCCACUGCUCCAACCACCGCCACCACCGCCACAGUCGCAGCCGCCGCAGCCUCGGCCGCCGGGCAAGUAGCUCUCAGCGGCGGCUUGCUGGGCGCCCCGACGCGGACCCGGGCGCCGCGCUCUGCUCGCUCCGCGCCCGAGCCAUGCCGGGCAGCCGCGCGUAAUUUCCGUGCCCCGGCCGCCGCCGACCUGACCCUGUGCACGGUCCCUGGCCCGAGCCGAGCUUUCCGUGCACGCAAGCAACUCCCUCGGUCUCCGCCGGCCCCUCGCAACCAUGCCCCGGGCGACUGCUCUCGGGGCCCUGGUGUCACUGCUGCUGCCUCUCCCGCUGCUGCUGCUGCUGCUGCUGCCGCCGCUGCCCCGCGGCGCCGGGGGGCUCGCGGAGCGCUCGGACGCCGCCCCGGACUACUCGGCGCUGGAAGGCGAGGAGGGCGCGGAGCAGCAGCUGGAGCAUUACCACGACCCGUGCAAAGCCGCUGUCUUUUGGGGAGACAUUGCCUUGGACGAAGAGGACCUGAAGUUAUUUCAUAUUGACAAAGCCAGAGACUGGAUCAAGCAGUCAGUAGAGGAAAGGGGACAUAGCACAGGUGGGCUCGAGGAGCAGCCUUUCGAGAGCUGGCAGAAUGCUACAGCCAUGAAUACCAGCAGCGAGGAAGCCAGAAAGGAUGGCCAGGAAAAUGCUAUGCUUCUACAGAGCCCCGGGACCUCGAAUGCCAGAGCUGAGACCUUUUCUCCACGUGUCCGAAGAGCCACAACCUCGAGGGCAGAGAGGAUAUGGCCUGGAGGGGUCAUCCCCUACGUCAUCGGAGGGAACUUCACUGGAAGCCAGAGGGCCAUUUUUAAGCAGGCUAUGAGACACUGGGAGAAGCACACCUGUGUGACCUUCAUAGAAAGGACUGAUGAAGAGAGCUUUAUUGUGUUCAGUUACAGAACGUGUGGCUGUUGUUCCUAUGUUGGGCGUCGAGGAGGAGGCCCGCAGGCCAUAUCCAUUGGGAAAAACUGUGACAAGUUUGGCAUUGUGGCACAUGAGUUGGGCCAUGUGGUUGGGUUCUGGCAUGAACACACUCGGCCCGACAGAGACCAGCAUGUCACCAUCAUCAGAGAGAACAUCCAGCCAGGUCAGGAGUAUAAUUUCUUAAAAAUGGAAGCUGGGGAAGUGAGCUCUCUGGGAGAAACGUACGACUUUGACAGCAUCAUGCACUACGCCCGGAACACCUUCUCAAGAGGAGUUUUCUUAGACACCAUCCUCCCCCGUCGAGACGACAAUGGCGGCAGGCCAACCAUUGGUCAGCGCGUGCGGCUCAGUCAGGGAGACAUAGCGCAAGCCAGGAAGCUGUACAAAUGCCCAGCGUGUGGGGAGACCCUGCAGGACACAACAGGAAACUUUUCCGCACCUGGUUUCCCAAAUGGCUAUCCUUCUUAUUCCCACUGUGUCUGGAGGAUAUCGGUCACUCCAGGGGAAAAGAUCGUCCUAACCUUCACCUCCAUGGAUUUGUUUAAAAGCCGCCUGUGCUGGUAUGACUAUGUGGAGGUCCGGGAUGGUUACUGGAGAAAAGCCCCCCUGUUGGGCAGGUUUUGUGGUGACAGGGCCCCGGAGCCCCUCACCUCCACGGACAGCCGGCUCUGGGUGGAGUUCCGGAGCAGCAGCAGCACCUUGGGCAAGGGUUUCUUCGCGGUGUACGAAGCUACGUGUGGGGGAGAUAUUAACAAAGACGCUGGUCAGAUUCAAUCUCCCAACUACCCGGAUGACUACAGACCUUCCAAGGAAUGUGUCUGGAGGAUUACGGUUUCGGAAGGGUUUCACGUGGGGCUUACCUUCCAAGCUUUUGAGAUUGAAAGGCAUGACAGCUGUGCAUACGACUACCUGGAAAUCCGCGACGGCCCCACGGAAGAGAGUGCCCUGAUUGGCCAUUUCUGUGGCUACGAGAAGCCGGAAGAUGUGAAAUCGAGCUCCAACAGAAUGUGGAUGAAGUUUGUGUCCGAUGGCUCUAUCAAUAAAGCGGGCUUUGCAGCCAAUUUUUUCAAGGAGGUGGAUGAGUGCUCCUGGCCAGAUCACGGCGGGUGUGAGCAGCGCUGUGUGAACACUCUGGGCAGCUACAAGUGCGCGUGCGACCCUGGCUACGAGCUGGCUGCCGAUAAGAAGACGUGUGAAGUGGCCUGUGGCGGUUUUAUUACCAAGCUGAACGGAACCAUCACCAGCCCUGGGUGGCCGAAGGAGUAUCCUACAAAUAAAAACUGCGUCUGGCAGGUGGUGGCCCCUGCUCAGUACCGGAUCUCCCUCCAGUUUGAAGUGUUUGAACUGGAAGGCAAUGAUGUCUGUAAGUACGACUUUGUGGAGGUGCGCAGCGGCCUGUCCCCCGACGCCAGGUUGCAUGGCAAGUUCUGCGGCUCCGAGAUGCCCGAGGUCAUCACCUCCCAGAGCAACAACAUGCGUGUGGAGUUCAAGUCAGACAACACGGUCUCCAAACGGGGCUUCAGGGCCCACUUCUUUUCAGACAAGGACGAGUGUGCCAAGGACAACGGCGGGUGCCAGCACGAGUGCGUCAACACGUCUGGGAGCUAUCUGUGCCGGUGCAGAAACGGUUACCGGCUCCACGAGAAUGGGCACGACUGUAAAGAAGCUGGCUGUGCGCACAAGAUCAGCAGUGCAGAGGGGACCCUGGCGAGCCCCAACUGGCCUGACAAAUACCCCAGUCGGAGGGAGUGUACCUGGAACAUCUCUUCAACCGCGGGCCACAGGGUGAAACUCACAUUUAACGAGUUUGAGAUUGAGCAGCACCAAGAAUGUGCCUACGACCACCUGGAGCUUUACGACGGAGCCGACAGCCUGGCGCCCAUCCUUGGCCGUUUCUGUGGCAGCAAGAAACCAGACCCCGUGGUGGCUUCAGGCAGCAGCCUGUUCCUCAGGUUUUAUUCGGAUGCCUCUGUGCAGAGGAAAGGCUUCCAGGCAGUGCACAGCACAGAAUGCGGGGGCAGGCUGAAGGCCGAAGUGCACACCAAAGAGCUGUAUUCCCACGCCCAGUUUGGGGACAACAACUACCCGAGCCAGGCCCGCUGUGACUGGGUGAUCGUGGCGGAGGACGGCUACGGCGUGGAGCUGAUAUUCCGCACCUUCGAGGUGGAGGAGGAGGCUGACUGUGGCUACGACUACAUGGAGGCCUACGACGGCUACGACAGCACCGCGCCCAGGCUCGGCCGCUUCUGCGGCUCCGGGCCACUGGAAGAGAUCUACUCGGCAGGAGAUUCUCUAAUGAUUCAAUUCCACACGGAUGACACCAUCAAUAAGAAAGGCUUUCAUGCCCGAUACACUAGCACCAAGUUCCAGGAUGCCCUGCACAUGAAGAAAUAAUGCCGAUGUUCUUGAAAGACAGGAACUGAGAAUGUUUUUUGUAACAAUAGCACCUUGUGAAUCUGCCCUAAACCGGUGUAUAGUAUUUUUCUCAAAAACUCAAAAUCUAGUGUUGGAGGUCUGUCUCUGAUGAAGUUUGGCCAACAAGGAAGAGGGAAGAUGUUUUUUGAUUCUGGCUACAACAUUAUCAGUCAUGGGCUCUUAAGAUUAAGGUUUUGAAGUUACUUACCAUUCAAGCUACGCCUGGUCAUACUCAUUCCCUUUGUCCCAUGCUCCUCUGGGGCAAGAGGCCAGCCUUUGGGUUGGUCAUUCCUCUAUUUCUGGAUGUGCUUCUGUAGGUGCCAGGCAGCGUGACUGUGUCCUGAAGACUCAGGCUGUUUUCCGUCUACACUGGGCAGUGAGGAUAAGAGCUUGGCCAUGGCUGAGUUGUUACUCACCGGCUUGGCUGGAGACUUUGGCUUUCUAUCUGCCAGGGACAUGUCAACCAGGAAACCUGAGAAUAUGGAUGUCAGGACUAAAAAAGGACUCACAGUAAGCAGUGCACAGAGAGAGCUUGAGUAUGAGAAUCGUCGUCACAAAACUAGUUGACAUCAAGCCUUCGGUCUGUGUCAUUGGCAUUCCUUGCCACUUUGGGAUUCCCUCAUCCCUAACUGCACUAGGAGGCUGAGGCAUCCACUAUUAAUUCCAGCAACAUAUUUGCCGGUGAGAGACCCCAGUUUGCCGAGAAGAAAACAUCCUGGAUCCUCCUGAUACUCCUUUACUGGCUGACUUUGAGAAGACGCCACCCAUGCUUGGGAUUCCAUGGGCCUAGAAGACCAUUUCCUCCUCCAGCUUUAAAGGCACUUCCUGUGGUUGACCUUGACUUCUUGACAACUGAUUCAAACUGCAUUUGCAAGAUGUGCAAAGACAGCCUAUGAAGGACCGGUUCAGGUCCCUCGUGGGGUGAACACUGUUGAAAACUGGUUAAUUAAAAGUUAUGUAAGAAUCAUCAUCUGUGGGACAAGUCAACUUUGUGACUAACUUCCUGUCAGCAGUCAGGUUAAAGAGUGCAUUGGUAACUUUGCUCAGGCUAACUAGUAUUCAAUCACCAACUUGCAAUCAGAAUUCACCACAUUGGCACGUGUUCUAGAGAAGUGUAGAGAAUGUUGUUUACAUAAUUUUAGAACCUCCAGGUGGACUUUAAACAGUGAGGUAGUUUUGAAUGGCAUUUCAUUAAGGCAUCUAUGGGCAUUAUGAGCUAAAAGCGUGGUAUGUUAGCUUUAAAAGAGUAUUUAUGUUGGAAUCAUUUUUAAAUAAUGUUUACAUAACCGUAAGUCCUGUUUGGUUGGUAUUGAACACAGGACAGCACAGAGAGUGUUUUCCGUGAGACCUGAGAUAGCUCCCAAGCGCCAGAAUUCCUUUGGGAUGAGGCAAUGGCAUUUUAAACAGAGUGUUCAUAAAAUCUUAAAAAGUUAUAUUUUUUAAAGAUCAGAAUAUGUCCCCAGAGGACUAUGCCUAAUUAAAAUGAUGGCUGGGAGUAAAACAAACAAAGGAUAGUACAAAGAAAGGUAGAAGAAAUGCAUGGAAAUAUAUUUUUUUCCUUAAAACAGAAAAAAAUGCAAAGUAUUAUUAUUAAUAAUAAUAUAUGUCUGUAUAUAUGUAUGUAUGUAAAGGAUCAGCUGUCAGAGCCUUAAUCAAUGCAGUGUGACAAAUGCCAAUCGUAGCUUUACUGAGCGGGCCCUCCUGGACCAGCCCUGAUUUUCUGUGUCUCCUUCACCACGCCCUCUCUUGGCCCGGGAAGGAGAUUCGCCCGCAUUCUCAAGUCCUGGUGCAUCACAGACCCUGCG